UGUUUUUAUGUUUUACAUAUCAGUUCAUUAGAUUCAAGUACCUAAGAAUGUUGGAAUGAGGCUUUAAUGUCAACUUCCACGAGGCUCUUCCAAGUGGGGAUUGUGGUUUUUGCUUGAAAUUUUGUGUUUCUAUGAAGAAAUUUUCGCUUAGAUAUGUUUCUUUUACUUUUUGGUAUUACUGUUUACGUGUCAGUUUGAAAGUUCAGUUUAGGGUUGAUAAGUGGCAUUUCUUAUACGAUUUUUGCUUUGUCAUGCAUACAUGUGAGUGCAUGUCUUUCUUUGUUGUGCUCGGGAUGAAAUUUGAUUGAAAAUUAUAAUUUAUUCAGUUUAAAAAACAGACAUGAAACCCUAUAGUUUAUAGUUGUUUAAUGGUAACUAUGUGAGUGGAUAUGUCUUUUGCAUUAAGUUUCAGCACUUUUGGUAAUUUUUAACCUUUUUUUUUUGUUGAUUCUGUAUGUUAUGGUGAUUGGAUAUUUUGAUCGGAAUUUGCAUCAAUUUUGACAUUUUGAAUUAAACCGUAUAGUCAGAUGUUGUCACAAUGCAUGUUUUCUUUCCUUCUACAGCCAAUUUCAUGGUUGUUCUGGGUUUAUUUACUGCAUCAUUGAUCCAAUUAGUUCUUUUUGGGGUGACUUAUCACUUUCAGAUUAAACUACGCGGUGGUUCCAUUAACUCUAUUGUUUUUUUGCCAUGAUCUGAAUGACUUUUCUUCUUGAACCGUUUUCUUCGUCUUCCUGUAGUGUUUGCUGCAGAAGCUCCGUCCUUUAGAUUAUUUUGUCUUUUCACUGUUAACUGUGCUAGCUAAAGGUGGCUGUGUUUAUUGAACUAGCUUGUGUAGUCACGAUCCUUGAGAAGAUGAGUAGCUUGGUUGAGAGGCUUCGGGUUAGAUCAGAUCGAAAGCCAAUUUAUAGUCUGGAUGAAUCAGAUGAUGAUGCCGAUUUUGUGUCUGGAAAAUCUGGUAAAACUGAGAUGUUAGAAAGGAUAGUCAGGACUGAUGCGAAAGAAAACUCGUGCCAAGCCUGUGGAGAGAGUGAGAAUCUCUUGAGUUGCGAAACAUGUACUUAUGCGUACCACCUAAAGUGUUUACUUCCCCCAUUAAAAGCUGCUCCACCUCCUGACAACUGGAGAUGCCCUGAAUGCGUUAGCCCUCUGAAUGAUAUUGACAAGAUAUUGGAUUGUGAAAUGCGUCCUACUGUGGCUGAUGAUAAUGAUGCUUCCAAGCUGGGUUCAAAACAAAUAUUUGUGAAACAGUAUCUUGUGAAGUGGAAAGGAUUAUCUUAUUUGCAUUGCACUUGGGUACCUGAGAAGGAGUUCCUAAAAGCUUUCAAGUCCAAUCCUCGUUUAAGGACCAAGGUGAACAACUUCCAUCGACAAAUGACAUCAAACAAUAGCUCUGAAGAUGACUUUGUUGCCAUUAGACCUGAGUGGACAACAGUUGAUCGAAUUCUUGCUUGCAGGGGAGAUGAUGAUGAUGAGGAGUACCUUGUGAAGUAUAAAGAACUUCCUUAUGAUGAAUGUUAUUGGGAGUUCGAAUCAGACAUAUCUGCAUUUCAACCUGAAAUUGAGAGAUUUAAUAAAAUUCAGUCCAAAUCUCAUAAAUCUUCUGCUAGUAAGCAAAAAAGCAGCCUUCGAGAUGCUUUUGAGUCCAAGAAAAAAUCAAAGGAAUUUCAACAGUAUGAACAUAGUCCUGACUUUCUUUUUGGAGGCUCUUUGCAUCCUUACCAACUUGAAGGGCUGAACUUCUUGCGUUUUUCUUGGUCCAAACAAACACAUGUAAUUCUUGCUGAUGAGAUGGGCCUUGGUAAAACCAUCCAGAGUAUUGCUUUUUUAGCAUCUCUUUUUGAAGAGAAUGUUGCUCCUCAUUUGGUAGUGGCACCACUUUCAACAUUACGGAACUGGGAACGGGAGUUUGCAACAUGGGCUCCUCAAAUGAAUGUUGUUAUGUAUGUUGGCUCUGCCCAAGCCCGUGCAGUUAUAAGGGAAUAUGAAUUUUAUCAUCCUAGAAGUCAUAAAAAGAUCAGGAAAAAGAAAUCUGGUCAAAUUGUUAGUGAAAGCAAGCAAGAUAGGAUAAAGUUUGAUGUCCUGUUAACAUCAUAUGAGAUGAUUAACUUGGACACAGCAUCAUUGAAGCCAAUAAAGUGGGAGUGCAUGAUCGUUGAUGAAGGUCAUCGGCUCAAGAAUAAGGAUUCAAAGUUGUUUCUUUCAUUGAAGCAGUAUACCAGUUACCACCGCACUCUUUUGACUGGAACUCCUCUUCAGAACAAUCUGGAUGAACUUUUCAUGCUAAUGCACUUCCUUGAUGCCGGAAAGUUUGGAAGUUUAGAGGAGUUCCAGGAAGAAUUUAAGGAUAUCAGUCAGGAGGAGCAGAUUUCUAGACUUCAUAAAAUGUUGGCCCCACAUCUCCUUAGAAGGGUGAAGAAGGAUGUCAUGAAGGAACUUCCUCCCAAGAAGGAACUCAUUUUACGUGUUGAAUUAAGUAGCAAGCAGAAAGAAUAUUACAAGGCGAUUUUGACUCGUAACUAUCAAAUACUUACCCGACGUGGUGGUCCACAAAUAUCUCUAAUCAAUGUGGUUAUGGAGUUGCGAAAACUAUGUUGUCAUCCUUAUAUGUUGGAAGGGGUUGAACCAGAUAUUGAAGAUGCAAAUGAGGCUUACAAACAGCUCUUGGAAUCAUCUGGAAAAUUGCAACUGUUGGACAAGAUGAUGGUAAAGCUUAAAGAGCAGGGACAUAGAGUUCUUAUAUAUUCACAAUUCCAGCACAUGUUGGACUUACUGGAGGAUUACUGUACUUACAAGAACUGGCAGUAUGAACGUAUAGAUGGAAAGGUUGGUGGAGCUGAGAGGCAGAUACGCAUAGAUCGGUUUAAUGCCAAAAACUCUUCCCGGUUUUGUUUUUUGCUUUCUACCAGAGCUGGUGGCUUGGGUAUAAAUCUUGCUACUGCAGAUACGGUUAUCAUUUACGAUAGUGAUUGGAAUCCCCACGCUGAUUUACAAGCAAUGGCUAGAGCUCAUCGGCUCGGGCAAACGAACAAGGUGAUGAUUUAUCGGCUCAUAACUCGAGGAUCCAUAGAAGAAAGGAUGAUGCAGAUGACCAAGAAGAAAAUGGUUUUGGAGCAUCUUGUUGUUGGGAGGCUAAAGGCUCAAAAUAUUAAUCAGGAGGAGUUGGAUGACAUCAUCAGAUAUGGCUCAAAAGAACUAUUUGCUGAUGAGAAUGAUGAAGCAGGAAAGUCUCGUCAAAUUCAUUAUGAUGAUGCUGCUAUUGAUAGAUUACUUGAUCGUGAACAAGUUGGCGAUGAAGAGGCCUCAGUGGAUGAUGAAGAGGAGGAUGGAUUUUUGAAGGCCUUUAAGGUAGCUAAUUUUGAAUUCAUUGAGGAAGCAGAAACUGUUGCAGAGGAAGAAGCUCAAAAGGUGGCCGUGGAAAAUAAAAAUACCAUGAACAAUUCUGAAAGAACAAGUUACUGGGAAGAGUUGUUGCGAGACAGAUAUGAAGUUCAUAAAGUUGAGGAGUCCAAUGCUCUGGGAAAAGGAAAGAGAAACCGUAAGCAGAUGGUAUCUGUAGAAGAAGAUGACCUUGCUGGUUUGGAAGAUGUAAGCUCUGAUGGUGAGGAUGAUAACUUUGAAGCUGAAUUGACUGAUGGUGAUACAACUUCCUCUGGAAAUCAAUCUGGGAGAAAGCCUUACAGGAAGAGAGUUCGUGUGGAUAACAUGGAGCCAAUUCCUCUGAUGGAAGGUGAAGGGAAGUCAUUCAGGGUGCUUGGGUUCAAUCAGAGUCAGAGGGCUGCAUUUGUACAGAUAUUGAUGAGGUUUGGGAUUGGGGAUUUUGACUGGAAGGAGUUUGCAUCUCGCUUAAAACAGAAGACUUAUGAUGAAAUAAAAGAUUAUGGUACUCUUUUCCUGACUCAUAUUGCUGAAGAUAUAACCGACUCUCCUACAUUUUCAGAUGGUGUUCCAAAAGAAGGUCUCAGAAUUCAAGAUGUACUGGUUAGGAUAGCUGUCCUGCUUUUAGUAAGCAAGAAGGUGAAGGAUGCAUCAGAAAAACCUGGCACCCGCAUUUUCACCGAUGAUAUUAUCAUGCGCUACCCCACAUUAAAGGGUGGAAAAUUUUGGAAAGAGGAACAUGAUUUGUUGUUACUGCGUGCUGUUUUAAAGCAUGGGUAUGGAAGAUGGCAGGCUAUUGUUGAUGAUAAAGGCUUGACAAUUCAGGAGGUCAUUUGUCAAGAGUUGAAUCUUCCCUUUAUAAAUCUUCCUGUUCCAGGGCAAGCUGGUUCUCAAGUGCAAAAUGGUGCUAAUACAACCAAUGUAGAAUCAACAGGAAACCAGACUCGGGGAAAUGGCUCUGGGAAUGAUGUAGGAGGUGAGGUUGCCCAAGGAGUUGCUGAUGCUGUGAACCAAGCACAACUGUACCAGGAUUCUUCCAUUUUGUAUCAUUUUAGAGAUAUGCAGAGAAGGCAGGUUGAAUAUAUCAAGAAAAGGGUGCUUCUCUUGGAAAAGGGGCUCACUGCAGAGUAUCAGAAAGAAUAUUAUGGUGAGAUGAAAACAAAUGAGCUGGCAAGUGAAGAGCAAGAGAAUGGACAAAAGGUUGAAGACAUGCCAAAUGCAAGGUCAACAGAGAUCCCUUCCCAAGUGAUUGACCACUUACCUCCAACGGAAGUAAUUGCAUCUGAAGAAAUUUCAGCAGCUGCUUGCAAUGAUGAUGCAGAUCGAUUGAAAUUGCCUCAGCAUUACAAUAAGGUUUGCAAGAUAUUGGAGGACAACGUUGAAGUUGUUCAGUCAAGGCUGGAUUUGAAGAAGAACCUCCAUUCUUUGGAAGAAAUUUGUGGGGACAUAUCUUGGAUUCUUUCACCCGCACAGCACAAUCCUCAUACUUCAGAGAAGUCUGCACCUUCACAGAAGGAAUCACAGAGCACUGCAGCUGGGUCCAUUUCACUACCUAAUCAACAGCCUGCCUUUGUGACUGAAAUUGAGAUGGAGGACGCACCAAGGGAAUCUAAACCGGAGAAACCUGCUAUUGUGGACGAAAUUGGCAUAGAUUUAACAGGAUCUGAUCCACUUAAAGAUAGCAGCUCAGAUUGGCGCCAAGAUCCAAUAAAAAAAGAUAGUAAAUUGGCAUGUGGUGUUUCUGCUUCAGCGGAUUCAUCUCAGAUUGACUCAAAAUGUUUGUCACAAGAGACUAAUGGAAAUGAUGUUGUGACGAUGGAAGAAACAGGGAAUGAAGACAGCGGCAAAUCUGAUGCUAUGGCUAGUGGAACUGAGAGGGGAAGCACAAAGAAAUCUGGAGCGGGAGUCAUUGUUUUGGAUGAUUGAAUGCAUAGGGUUGAUUUAUUGAAACUUUCCUUGAUUCUCUUUUAAUAAUCCCGUUAGACAUAUUUUUAAAGGAUUCUUGCUGUUUUUGAAGAAAUUGCUUCAUUUUCAAAAUUCUAGUGUUCUAUGAAUAUUUAAUUUGCUUCAAUUUUGUUAUCUUAUAAAUCUCACAAUCCUCCGUAAAAUGUACUUGAA
Molecule: messenger RNA, 5493 nt
Organism: Durio zibethinus
Lineage: Eukaryota; Viridiplantae; Streptophyta; Magnoliopsida; Malvales; Malvaceae
Source: RefSeq, a predicted model, not a curated record